AGACAGUCUUCUGCUUCUUCGUUGUUGGAGAAAAGUUUUUAAAAGGUCUGCAUUUCACUUUAUAGAAAAUUCGUCCUAAAUUUUACAACAUAUUUGCAAACAGUGGUACAUAUACCUGAUUUUAUAUGUCCCGUAUUGAGCCGCGUCUACAAAGCUCUGUGCGGUGAGACGGCGGCACCAUCAGUGCGUUCCACAGUGCCUCCAGAGUUCAAAACCAACAAAAAUCGAUUAUCGAACACAUCCUUCGGCUGAAAUGUCCACAAAAGCAACACCGUCUACGAUGAGCUCCGUUCCGGGAGCCCGCGGUGUAGCUCGUGUUCUGGCAAAAUUAGAAGCUUCAAUUGAGUCCGGAAAUUAUUAUGAGGCGCAUCAAAUGUACCGUACACUGUACUUUCGUUAUCUGUCGCAAAAAAGGUAUACUGAACUUCUGGAUUUGUUGUAUAAGGGAGCCCUGACGCUCUUAAAACACGAUCAACACACAAGUGGUGCAGAUCUUGGAUUACUCGUCGUUGAUACAUUGGAGAAGGCUAAAAUUGUAGAAGAUACGGAAAAGUGGAUGCAAAAAAUUGCAUUACUCUUGAGUAAAAUCCAGCCAAACGUGGUCGAAAGAGAAACCCUUUUGGUAAAAGCAGUUAAAUGGAGUGCAAGUGUAUCAAAUUCUCAAGUAGGGCACCCGCUGAUGCACAAGUUAAUCGCACAGAUUAUGUGGAACGAAGACAAUCUGACCCAAGCGCGCCAUCAUUUUCUACUUUCGAAGGAUGGGAUCAGUUGCGGUCACAUGUUGAUUCAACUCAGUCAAACUAAGGGUGUGCCGUCGGAAAUGGAUCUUUUUAUAGCUCAGGUCAUUUUACAGCAAUUGUGUCUCAAAGAAAUCACCACCGCGGUUGAAACGUUUGCUACCUACACCAAGUAUCACCCGAAGAUUGCCUGCAGUGAGCCACCGUUUAUUACUCCGUUGCUGAAUUUCAUUUUCUUUUUGCUGCAAGCAAUCGAAGCUAAUCAACGCAAGCUGAUUGUAUUUCGUACCUUGUGCGAACUGUACAAGCCUUCCCUAGAGCGAGAUGCAUCCUACGAAAAAUACCUGCAGAAAAUUGGGGUUAUCUUCUUUGAAGCCACCCAGCCGCAGUUACCACAAACCGAGGGAAUAGGUGGAAUUUUCGGGGAUUUGCUAAAUCAAUUCUUCCAAGGACUGGACGAUGAACUCGAUGACGAACCUGCGAGUGGUAGUGAGCAGAGAAUGGGAUCAACAGGAACCGGUCAAACGGUUAAGGAGGAACUGGAUUAACUAAAAGUUUUGUUUUUGUUUGCUUACUAGUGGGCCUCGAAUGGUAGCGAUGCUAGAUAAGCCGGUGAAUUUCGACUACACGUUGUGCAGGAGGAAAAGAAAUCAGAUUUUAUCUUAAAACUUCAUUAGGAGUAAUAUCUACCUAAUCGUCUGUCUAGCGAGUUUAUCCAAUCGAAUAAUAAAAGGAAAUAGUUUAAUCAA
Messenger RNA from Malaya genurostris, 1486 nucleotides. RefSeq names its product Golgi to ER traffic protein 4 homolog. Gene Ontology annotation, biological process: protein insertion into ER membrane. NCBI's taxonomy places the organism in Eukaryota, Metazoa, Arthropoda, Insecta, Diptera, Culicidae. The record is from RefSeq and is a predicted model, not a curated record. The coding region runs from base 254 to 1285 and encodes 343 amino acids. Gene Ontology annotation, molecular function: protein binding. The transcript is spliced from 2 exons. Gene Ontology annotation, cellular component: cytosol; BAT3 complex.